Molecule: messenger RNA, 1218 nt
Organism: Pollicipes pollicipes
Lineage: Eukaryota; Metazoa; Arthropoda; Thecostraca; Pollicipedomorpha; Pollicipedidae
Gene: Caf1-105
Product: chromatin assembly factor 1, p105 subunit
Exons: 10
Coding region: 82-1209 (375 amino acids)
Biological process (GO): nucleosome assembly; DNA replication-dependent chromatin assembly
Cellular component (GO): CAF-1 complex; nucleus
Molecular function (GO): protein binding
Source: RefSeq, a predicted model, not a curated record
GGCGACGAGUUUGGGGCCGCGCAGGGGGAAAAAGUUCACAGCACAGUUCCUGGAACCACUUCUGCAAGUGCAGUUCAUACAAUGAAAUGCAGCGUGCCUGAAAUAUCAUGGCACAACAGAGACCCAGUGCUCAGUUUGGAUGUGCACCUUUCAUCAACAGCUUGUAAUCCUUACCGGAUUGCAACAGGUGGCAAUGACUCCCAUGUUGUGAUCUGGCAGGUGACGGUGACUGACGGCGAUGCCGCCGUCGAGGUGCUCGCCGACCUCACGCACCACCUCAAGCCCGUCAACGUGGUCCGAUUCGCCCCCACUGACGACAUCCUGCUGGCCUCCGCCGAUGACGACGGGCACAUCAUCCUGUGGCGGCGGCAAUCGCAGCCGGACAUCAUGAUGGAGACGGACGGCGGCACCUUCCGCGAGCACUACAGCAUCAGCAAGACGCUGCGCGGCCACCUGCAGGACGUGUACGACCUCUGCUGGUCUCAGGACGGCAGCUACAUCAUCUCCGGCGCCGUCGACAACACCGCCAUCAUCUGGGAUGUUCAGAAAGGGGUCAAGAUGAAGAUCCUGAAUGGCCAUGACAGCUUUGUUCAAGGUGUAGCGUGGGACCCACAGAACAAAGUAGUAGCAACUCUUAGCUGUGAUAGGCACUGUCGAAUAUUUAAUGUACAAAGUGGAAAAUGCAUAGCGAAGGCGCAGAAGAUAAAGAUGCCGUGUCAGAAAGAUGAUGGCACUACAGAAGAAAAGCCGUGCCGCCUGUUCCACGACGACACGCUGCAGACGUUCUGCCGUCGGCCGACGUUCAGUCCGGACGGCUCGCUGCUGCUGGCGCCGGCCGGCCUGCUCGAGGACGGCACGGACGCGCGCCACGCCAACGUUGUGCACGUCUUCUCCCGACACGAUUUCACCAGGCCUGUGUUCUGCCUGCCGUCCGGAGACAAGUGCAGUAUCGCUGUCCGAUGCUGCCCCCUGCUCUUCAAGCUGCGCAUGCGCAGUGCGCCCGACCCCAGCCGACCGCUCUGGGAGCAGACGCACAACCUGCUGGAGCUGCCGUACAGGAUGGUGAUGGCAGUGGCCACGCGCUGCUCGGUCCUGCUGUACGACACACAACAGCAGUCGCCGUUCGCCAGGAUAUCCAACAUCCACUUCACUCGGCUCACCGACGUCAGCUGUGUUGCAGGCCAGCCCCGCCGGCCGGCGUGUGUCUGACACCGCCCC